UAACAAGCUUAAUCGUUUCUGUUUGACUACACCCCCGUCCCACCGCGUCAAUCAAGUCUACUUCCCACCCCCGUUACUCCACCUGCCUUCCGUCAAACCGUGAACAAAGAGCGUCUCCGCCGCUCUGCUUCCCCAGCUGUUACGCUGGUGGGGUUUGGGGCCGUGAGAAAGAGGGAGAGCCGUUUCUGUUCCGCCCCCUCAAACCCAACAGACACUCCUAACAGGAGGCAGACGCGCCGGCUUUCUGACACCACUCACUGCGGAGAGGCUGAGCUGCACAGACCUCAACGAGUCCGAUCCGCUAACGAUCCACGAGUCACACACAAGGGCGAGCUGAGACAACUUUGGGAGUUUGGGACCUGCAGGAGCCAUCAUCUUCACCACUGCGUCUAACACUAGACUUCCAGGUAGACGUCCCAUCUGAACUUGCAGAUUACAGCCUUUCAGACACAUCAAAUCAGGAUUUUGUGGGGACGUCCACGAGGUGUCUGGAUCGACCAUGGUUCUCUGUGAGGAUGGCGAGUGUAGCGUCUGCCUGUUGCCCUACUCCCGGGUGGACAGGAUCCCCCGGGUGCUCCACUGCAGGCACACCUUCUGCGACAUGUGCCUGGAGAGGCUGUCACAGGUGAGGAGCGGGCUGCUCACCGUGGGCUGCCCUUUGUGUCGCAGGGUGACCUGCAUAGGCCGAGGCCGAGGCCUUCAAGAAGCUCUGUGGGUCAACAGCAAGCUGUGGGACCAGAUACCAGAGGAUGAGGACAUAAAGGAAGAAGAGGAAGAGGAGGAUGGAGAGAAGCAAACAGCUGCACAGGAGAGGACGGAAGCUAAACCGUUACAUGGAGAAUGCUUUUCCUCGAGAUCCACAAGAACGAAGCUCAAACUGCCCACGUUCUUCAGGAAGUUCAGUCUGACGAAGCAACACCAAGAGAGGAUCGUCCCCGGCAGCAAUGUGGAAAUGAAAUCCUGGCGCAGACUUUCCACAGAAGAGACUCUUUAAAGCCGCUCUCAGGACGAGAAGACUCGACUGAUGGGAAGCUGAGGCUGCUGAGGGACGAAAAUCCAUUUGUCAGGACAUGGUUUUGUCCUCAGCCAAACGUGCUCUGUCUCCCCAUUAUUUAUUCUAGGAUUAAUUCUCCCAGCCGGCGCUGUGGGAUUUAGUUCAGCUGUCCCAGAGGGGCUACCGCCCAUAGACCCCUCAGAACAGAUGGUCCCCUCUCCAUUUCAACUCCUAAACAGCCAUCAUAAGUUAUUGUUAUAGCGAGGAGAUAAAGUAUUUAAUAAAACUAUUUUUGAAA
This is a messenger RNA of Archocentrus centrarchus (flier cichlid), 1292 nucleotides long. Its product is annotated as tripartite motif-containing protein 3. Bases 500 to 994 code for a protein of 164 amino acids. The record is from RefSeq and is a predicted model, not a curated record. The transcript has 4 exons. Gene Ontology annotation, biological process: protein ubiquitination. Gene Ontology annotation, molecular function: ubiquitin protein ligase activity. Lineage: Eukaryota; Metazoa; Chordata; Actinopteri; Cichliformes; Cichlidae.